CUCCUAGCUUUCUAGCGGUUAGCCAGCAGCUAAUAGUUAAUCUUGAAAAUUCCGAGCUGUUUUUCUGUAAAACAAAUAUUCUCAAAUACGUCGUCAGGAACACAAAAAACGAUCUCCUGUAAGUCAUCCAGCUGUACACGGUAAGCUCAUCCAAAGAGAGUCCUCCUCUAUGCCUGUGACGAUGAAUGGAAGCCCUGCUUUUUCGGCUACGUGGAGAUGACCUGCCACCCUUUCUGGAAUGGUCAGAAUGGGGCCAGAUGUGCCCCUUCUUAAUGAGUACAAACAAGAAUUCUUCUGGAAGCGCUUUCCUCAGACAGUGUUGGGAGGUCCACGCUUUAAGUUAGGUUACUGUGCCCCGCCAUAUGUGUAUGUCAACCAAGCAGUCUUGUUCUUGACUCCAUGGCUUUUUGGGGGUGUUGGCACUCUGCUCUGCCAGCUGCAGCUGCUUCAGGAGCUCCAUGCUGCCAUUCUUUCCGGGAUGCUUAUGUUUGCGGCUGCGGCAGGUGUCCAGGCCCUGGCGCUGUAUGCUGCUCGUAGAAGUGGCGCRGUGGAGAGACUUGGCACACCCAAUAUUCUGGUUGAUGAAGAGGAAGUGGAAUUUACUAACUGCGUUAGCCCGGAGACACUUCGAUUCAUUGCUCCAGGGAAGCGGUUCGGCCUCAAUGUGGUGCUACAUACAAUUUUAGCUGGAGUUCUCUGUGGCUUUGGGACUUGGUAUGUGUUCCUGGGAAGACUGACAGCUCUCUAUGACAGCAUUGGAGUAUCCCUUGUAGUCUUUGUUCUUAGUUGGGUGACUCUGUGUAUAGCUGAGUAUUCCCUUAUUGUAAAUACAGCUACAGAGACGGCCACUUUCCAGGCACAGGACACUUAUGAGAUCACCCCACUUACUCGUCCACUUUAUAUUUCUAUUUUCAUUGCCGUGGAUAUGGUUAAUAGGUUUUCCAGCCCUGUACCUGAGCUUCAGCUGGCCAGCCAGAUUCUUCAUGUGCUUUUCCUUUUCCUUCCUCUGCUGUGGGCGCUGGGUGUGCUGCCCCCUCUGGAUGCCCUGCUCCUCUGGGGCAUGGAGCAGGUUCUUGUGUUUGGCUUAGGAGGCUCACCCAUGUCGAGUAACAUCAGGCUGCUCUUGAUGUUUGCUGUAUCCACCAGCGUAGCUGUYUGUAAUUAUUUAAUCCCAUCAGCACUGGGUGUGGUUCUCUUCUCCAUCUCUACUGGAUUUCUUCUGAGCCUAGACCUCAGCCAAGUUGGCACGCUCUGCAAAGGUCCUAGAGCAGCCUUCAAGAACCAUGGAUUACACAGUGGAGGGUUGCCACCCUUUCUCCCUAAUUCCUUUGGUUGGAAUUUAGGCUGCAGGGAGAUUCUGGUGUAUUUAAGUCUACUGCUGGUAGCGAUGGCAGAGGCGGGACUGUUGCAUCACUUCUUUGGUUCAGCUCAGACUCAGAACAUGGUUACAGGACCCCAAGGACCUGUCAGCUACCUCCUCAUCAUACUCUUCUUUCUCUGCUGCACUCUAAGAGAGAUCCAGGGGGUGUAUUUGUUGGGAGGAAUGUUUCUUAAUCCCCUUUACCCUAAAGGAAUGUCUAAUAAUCAAGCUUUUCAGCAAAAGAAUCGAGGGUUGUAUAUAGCUGCAGCAAUCCGAAGACUCCUUCUUUAUUUUGUGACUCCAUUUGCAAUGAUUGCUUUUCUGUCCAUGGACAUGUCUCUGCAGUCACUACACAGGGUCUCCAUCAGUGUGGGAUUCACACGAGCCUUUAGAGUGGUGUGGCAGAGCUCAGAGGAUGCCCUGUUGCAGAUGGUAAUAGUGAUCUUAGUGCGGCUUGCAGGAGGGAGCAAUUUGCUGCCAGGAUGGGACAACUUAGGAACUGGAGUUCAGCUUCUCCUUGUGGGCCUUCUGAUUGACAGGCUGAGCCAGUUCCUGGCCAAACUAAAGUUUACCCUCACUGUGUUGGUGACAUCUUGGACAGAAAAGAAGCAGCGUCGUCAGUCGGCUGGAACGCUCGUGGUUCUGAACGCAUCGCUGUGGCCGCUGGUGUUGGCAGUGGUGACCCUCUCUGCCCUGCUCUCUGCCCCUUUGCUGCCCCUCUUCACUUUGCCUAUCUUUCUUGUGGGCUUUCCCAGGCCUCAGCGCAGUUGGCCUGGUCCUGUGGGCACUGCGUGUCCCUGCCCAGACUCGAUUUUCUACCAGCAAAUGAGUGGAAGUCUGGCCUCGGCAUUAAGGACAGCCUUUACAAGAGGAUCACUCGGUUCUUUAGCCCCAGGCUCUCAUUUCCUUGGACGUUUUCAGGACCGUAUGGUUUGGAUCAUGAUUCUGGAGAGAGGAUAUGGCUACUGUACUGUCAAUGUUAAGGGUCUGGAGCUGCAGGAGACAUCUUGCCACACGGUGGAGGCGCGGCGGGUGGAUGAAGUGUUUGAGGCUGCUUUCGAACAACCCGAGCGGCUUGGCUUCACGCAGGGCUUUAACCUGCACUGGGGAAACGCCCUCACCCCUUGCACCGCAGUUGCCGUACGAGUCUAUUCUGAUGCCCGAAACGUCCUCUCCGGCAUCAUCGACUCUCAUGAAAACUUGAGGAAACUUCAAGACGACUUCAUGAAAGCUCUGAUCUGGUUGCUCCUGCGGUAUUGUGUGCAGAGGCAUAGAGGAUUUUUAUGGAGCGGUGAAGAGGCAUCAUUGAGUGGAGUCAUCAAGUCCCAGUCUUCACAGUUUGCUCAAACAACUUGUAACCAGCCAUCUGAGGCCAUUAAGGUUGAAUCCAACGUGUCUUCUUACAGGCUCAGACAGGAUAGCUCUAGUUUGACUUCUUUUGGAGAUUGGUCAGAUGAGGAUGACUUAUUUGGACCACAACCAGCCAGACGGACAGUGGCUUUAGUCACCGCAGAGGCCCAACCUGGACACUCAACCCUGCAGAUUGGGGCCUCUCUGCCAGGCUCAGUGGAAAUGGAUAGUCUUUUUGAAAACAUGGCUCUCUCCGCCCUGCAACCACUGCAGCCUCUUGGACUCAGCAUUGGAAUGCCAGCUGUAGAUAAAGGCCGAAACCCAGAGGUCCUCAGAGAAAGCCCCCAUCUGAACCUAAGCUGUCCCCAGUCUGAAGUGUUUAACCUACCACCAGGGUGGAGGACAGCACCAUUACUCCCAUCUCGCUUGCUCUCGCUUAGACCUUUAUUUCCAGAGGAGUGGUUUCGGUUUACCUUGGGGCGCUUUGGGCAAGCUGUGCAGGGUGAGACUUCAGUGGACAUGACCAAAGCCCUAAAGGAAGAUGAGGUCCUGAAAGAACUACAUGUUAAGGUUGCACUUUCAUGUCUCAUCUCUGUGGGGGCAGAGUCUUCUUUCACCAGUCCUAGUUACAUCUACAGGCUGUAUUGUGGAGAUGUACCAUGGACCGAAGGACUCGACUGGCUUUCCUCGAGUAAAGAACUUUACCAGCUCACUCUCCAGGCAUUCAGGUUUAGUUUCAAGCUGCUAUUUGAUCAGGCAAGCCUCGGACCAAUGGAGUCCCCUGAGGAGUUGUUCAGCACUUUAGAGGAAUAUGAAAGGGACUGGUACAUUGGCUUGGUGACAGAAAAAGGCUGGCAUGACAGUGUUCUUCAAGAGAAGCCCUUCUUAUUCUCUCUGGGACAUGAUCUCACAAUGGGUACCUACACAGGGCGAGUGCUGUCCCUACAGGACCAGCUAAUACAGGUGGGCCGUCUGAAUGGAGAGGGCGUUCGUGGUCAGUGGGCAAACCUUUCCUGGGAACUCUUAUAUGCUACUAAUGACGACGAAGAGCGGUACAGCAUUCAGGCUCACCCAUUCAUGCUUCGAAAUUUGACUGUUCAGGCAGCUGAUCCCCCUCUAGGGUACCCCAUUUAUUCAUCGCCCCCACUUCACUUUCCCUGCCUCUGAUCUGUGGCCCUUUUUACAAAUUACAGAGAAGGAAAUGGUUUCUUUACAUUUGGUAAUAGCCAGGAAAAAAAAUACUUAAAUGUUUGWGUUAUCCUUUCUAAAAUUUUUGAUUCGGAAGUUGUGAGUCUUGUCUAUAUGGAAAUCCAGAUUGUUUUUUAAUACUUUUUGGUGCUUUAUUUCAUAAACUGUAGAGGAAAGAGCAGUGACUAUUUAACACAUUUCAGAAUUUGACCCAUUUUAAUUGUUACAAUGGUCUGCUUCUUCAGACACCCAAAAAUUAAAUACUUGAUUUCUGAAGAAGUUUCAGCAAAUAUUGUGUCACCAUAAAAAUCAUGUUAAACUUAAAGCCAUUUCAUUUAUAUUAAAACCUUAUGAAAUCUAUUUUUAUUGCAUUUUUUUAAGUUUCACACUUUUCAAAAGUUCAUUUCCAUGUUCACAAAAAAGGUACAAGAAACUGAAUGUUUUGUUAAAGAUAUCGAGGAUGUGCCUUGAGUACAUCUUGCUCUGUGUACGAUGUUUAGUGCUAUUGUUUUGUUUACAUUUCAGUUGUUUACAGUUAAGGAGUUAAAUGAAUGUCCACAGAUUCUUGUACAUAUUGUUAAUUUUUAUAUGUGUAACUGUAUAUACUUGUAAUAAAAUAUGUUGGCAAAAAUAAA
Molecule: messenger RNA, 4533 nt
Organism: Austrofundulus limnaeus
Lineage: Eukaryota; Metazoa; Chordata; Actinopteri; Cyprinodontiformes; Rivulidae
Gene: pcnx4
Product: pecanex 4
Exons: 11
Coding region: 239-3877 (1212 amino acids)
Cellular component (GO): membrane
Source: RefSeq, a predicted model, not a curated record